GAGGUCCAUUUGCACGUGAUGGCGCAGCGCCCGUGUACUAGGGCGCCUGCGGGGUAUAUAGUGGUGACGACGCGCGCACCGCUCUCGGAUUCCUCCCGCCAACUACCUGAGCCACUCCCCGACCAUGUUCACGGUCAAGGCCACUUAUCGCCACGAAACACGCAAGUUUACCUUCCCGGACUCUUCUCACUUUCCUUCCUUCGACCAGCUAUAUGAUCAGUUGUACAGAGUCUUCCGCAUCUCUCCCUCCUUUUACCUCUCUCAGAUUCUAUUCUCGCCUAAUCUCUCGUCGGCCGCGCAACGCAUUCUCCUCGGGAGAGAAGCCCACAGCGCCGACGAGUACAAUGAGUACAUAGCCCCCUAUCAAGGCCGCAACUGGCCCGGCGCGCUGCUCAAGUUCUCUGUCUACGACGAGACUCCGCACAAGUCCCCCAGGGCGAGCAACAACCGCAUCAGUAUGGUGUCCACAGACAGCGGCCACGCCAGCAUCACGGCAUCCGAGGGCGCUAGCUCUGCCACGAUCAAUGACGAUGACCGCAGACUCUUCCUUGAGCGCCUGCGUGAACGUACGACUACACGGACGAAUGUCAGUCCUCCGUCGGAGUCUCCCACGACGCCCUCGCCGCGCACCUCGGUGGAGACUGUCCAAGACGAGCCGGCGAGCGCACACCAGUCGUCAAGGCCAUUGCCGCGCAGACCGUCGCCGCCGCCUGACACUGCAUCGACGUCAACCGUGACAGCCAGCUCCAGAACCGCCCGGCCCUCUUUGUACGACCUGCUCAAUCGGGAACCGUCCUCGAGCGGCCAGUCUGACGCCCGAACGGAUGCAUCGCGCCCGUCCCUUGUCGACGUCCUCAGGCAAGACCUGGCAGCUCUGUCUGGCCAGGCGAGCGAGGCUGUGGACCGUGACCGUGCGGCCCAUCGUCCUUCUCAGUCAAUCAGUAUUGAUGUGAUUCCGCCGUCACCCUCGGUCACAGGCGCCACACAUGCCAUUGGCGCUGAACGACUCGAGCGUACUCAGCACGACUCAGGACGUCGCAGAACUCACCUCGCUCCGCGUCGUUCCUGGGACGACGAGACGCCUGUGCCACGUCCUAUGGCGGAGAAGCGUCCAAGGCCACGUCCCGUCUCUGACUUCACACCCCUCCGCAGAUUCCCGGGGAACGGGCAUCGUCCGUCACUUGUCGACCUUCUUAGAGAUGGGCCCACACCCUUGAGGCAGAUUCAUCGUGAGCCGCGUACUGACCACCGUCAGACGGAAGGACGCCUGUCUUCGUUGCUGCAGAGUCUGCGCGAUGAGCUGGCGCCGCAGCCUCAAACGCCCCCGGAGCCUUCGGCACAAGCUCCUAUUAUUGUCCCACCACCGCCCAUACUUUCGCAGUCGGGUGUGCACAUCGGUCGGUCACCUUCCUUCGUCGUUCCUCCGCCCCCAAUACUGUAUCCUUCCGUUGGGAUCACGACACAGGCAACUGAAACUGGGUCCACAGACACGUCGCCCGAAGAUGUAACGAUAAUGUUGCCUGACCCCCGGCCGGUUCCUACACCAACACCACAGAGUGAGAAUGCUUUGCCGCAGUUGUCUGAGCGGACCACGGCGCCUAGGACUGCGGAUGCUGCUGGAGGGGCCGAGGUACCCGCAUGCGAAGAACACCAUUCCGACGCGUCUCAACAGACUCAGUGUUGCUCGGUUGCUGAAGGAAAGGUCGAAGUUCAGGAACUGAUAGACCGGUUCAUGUCGGACGUCGAGUGCACGAUGAAGAAGGCGUUUGGAGAUGAUUGGGUGUUCAGCAACGCCCUGAAGGAUCGUAGCGAUCACUGCGGCCAAGGGCAUGCUGCGUCUUGCGGAUCACAGCGGGACCAUAGAAAUACGACGCCUUGCUGUCGUUCACGCUCUCCCAUCGUCUGUCGUUCACGCUCUCCCAUCGUCCAACGAUCGCCAGCUUUCCCGUUCGCUAAUCCACUUCUGCCACCGAGUCCGCCCCAAUUCCCUCCAGGCUUCAUUCCGGACCCGUCCUAUGUCAUGCCUCCCUUCGCUCCUCGGGUGCCGCCACCGCCACCGCUUCCUCGGAUGUCAGUGUACUCGCCGCCGCCGGUAGCGCAUCGGUAUCCCGACGUUGCCUCAGCGACGCCUCCGCUGCCCCCGCCGCCGCCACCGCCACCGAUGCUAAGGGCACAGUCUCCGACGUGCAUUUACCCUCCGCCUGUUGUACCGCCUCCGCCACCUUCGUGGGGGUACUCUAUGUCAGCCAAUCCGACACCGGCGAUUCCAGAGACUCCUUUCCUGUCUCACCCUGGUAUCACUUGCGACGGCUGCAAGCUCAGGAACUUCUACGGUAUCCGAUACAAGUGCAUGGACUGCAACGACUUUGACUUGUGCAAUGGGUGCAUCUCCUCGACGGACGUCAUCAAGAACCACCCUCAGCAUGCGUUCCACCCGGUUAUCGAAAGCCGUGUGGCGCAGCAGCAAACUCACAUCGGCAUCACCUGCGACGGCUGCGGGAAGCGAAGUAUGUUCGGCGUCCGACACAAGUGCUUGGAGUGUCCUGACUACGACCUGUGCACCUCUUGUAUUUGCUCUGGCCGCCAGUGGGACCUGCACGACGGCUCGCACCACUUCUUCCCCAUUGCAACACCGAGCGAUAUGAGCCGCUUCGACGCUGCACGCCGAACUCGGUCCAUGGUUGCCGCGCACACUGAUAGCACUCGGCCUAUGGAAACGACCGGACUGGCCAUGGCAGAAGAGCAGCCUGUCCACCGCAAUGUCAUCUGCGACGUCUGCAACGACGUCAUUGUUGGUACCCGCCACAAGUGCUUGGACUGCGCGGACUACGACUUGUGCAGCCAGUGCUAUGCGAUUCCUGAUGUUCACUCUGCGCAUGGGUCUGGGCACCAGUUCUUCGCCAUCGAUCGGCCUGGUGAGGUCAUCGUCCACACCGUCUUCAGCGGAGACGGCGAACGUGUUCCAAAGGCGAGCAGUCCCCAGAGACAGUCAAGGGCCGAGUCAGCCACUCCCGUCCGCGAGGAGCCGGUGAUACACAGUGCUAGGUGUAAUUUGUGCGAGUCGCGAAUCUCGGGCGAGCGCUAUAAAUGCCUGAACUGCCCCGACUUCGAUACGUGUUCGUCGUGCUUCCAGAUUACGCCGGAACAGCACCCUGGCCAUGGAUUCGUGAAGAUCAAGGAUCGCGCAGACCUCAUAUUGCCCAGUGCACUCGACGCUGAACCUGAACAUGCCGCUAGAUGCAAUAUCUGCAAUGCGGUCAUCAGCGGCGUUCGCUACAAGUGCUUGCACACGCUUUGCCCGGACUUCGACUUGUGUCAAGCCUGUGAGGCCCUGCCGUUCCCGGUCCAUCCCGCGGCGCAUCCUAUGCUCAAGAUGAAGACACUCGACACUGUCAUUCCUGUCGUCCUGCGUUCGGGUGAGAAAAAGGCGAGCUGGCGGGAACGCGAAGAUGUUGUGGUCAGGACGCCCCCGCCUCCCAGCGAGCCAGAGUUGCCGGAGAUCCGCAGCGAGCAUACGACACAGCUGACGGAAGAUCACUGGCAGUCGUUGCUCUCGCAGCUGCGUAGUGAUAACGACGCCGAACAGACGGGGCUUGCGCUGGACGAGUCCGAAGUCCUGAGGCGCUACCCGGUCAUUCCACCCAUGGCUGAGUCCGUUACUAGCCAUAUGGCACGCACACCCUCUCCGGUCUUCUUCCCAAGACCCAGGACGUCAUCGCCCCUCUACAGUCCUGUCAUGACCCCAGAGCCUCUGGUGAAUCUCCCCACACCUCAGAGGCCUGAGAGUCCGGCCAGCACUGUCGGGCAGCCGGCCGUGGAGGAACCCCUGAUAGACCUAGAGGAGGGCAAUUGGCGCGAGCUGUGGCCCGAAUUGACUGCGAUGCUCAAGCACCUCUUGCAGCCUCCCACGCCCAGCGUUGUCGUUUCGGCUCCGGCUCAAGCUCGUGCGGAGUCGAUGCCGGGUGCCAUGAUCGUCGAGGACAAGUCAGAUGAAGCCGAACAGACGCGUACCGUUGAGGAGCCGCGUCCUGCUGUGGAAGAGUCGCCCCUUGUUGGCGAGCCGUUGCUUUGCAGGCCGCUUGUUCCUGAGAGGACUAACACUGUCCGCCGCGAGCUCCGCGAUUACUUCAACAUACCCCCGCCUCCGCCGCUCAGGAAGGACACGAAGCCCGCGCCUCCUAGGACGCCUACGCCCCCGCCGCCUCCGCCUGUGGUGACCCUUCUGUCGGACAACAAUAUCCCGGACGGCCAGGUGUUUCCCCCGGGCGCGGAGUUCGUCAAGUCGUGGAAGAUGGUAACCAGGAGUACUGAAUUGGUGUUCGUCGCUGGUGACCGGAUGGCGCCCCAUGCAAACGCGCAGCGCUCGGUCAAGGUCGGUUCGGUGAAGGCAGGUGCUGAGGUCGAGAUUGCUGCCGGUGAGAUGAAGGCUCCUGAGAUUCCUGGCAAGUAUGUGAGCUACUGGAGAUUGAGUGACGGCGAAGGAAACCAGUUCGGCCACAGUAUCUGGGUUGAGUACGUGCUCAUCACUACUCUCAUCGUUUCUCAGAGACUAAUUCUUAUUGUCGUAGCAUUACUGUCGCUGAGGUGACUCGUGCGAGAUCUGCGCUGUCGACCGAUGAGUCGCUCGCGUCCUCCUCGGUGAUCAUGCCCCAGGCUGCUCAAGACGCCGACGGCCCCCGCGUCGUCAUCCCGCCGCGUAGCGGCACGGCUCCGUCUGAGCCAACGCUGUCGGCGACAAUGCCGUCGAGCCCGCACUCGGACACCGACUCGUUCGACUCGUCCAUCUCCCUUGUGGACGCGCCGUCGUCGCCCAUCUCGGAUGACCUCGAGGAGUACUUCAGGGAGGUCCGUGAGCACGUAGCGCGCCCAAUGGCCACUGCUCAGCGUGCGCAAGAGCCGGAGUAUGUGAUGUUGUAUGACAGCGCGUCGUCUGAGAGCGACUGAGAAGUGGACGGCGGAAAUGGACGGUGACGAAACAAGGAAUGGAAUCGGGCUGUUAGUGUGUUCCUGCUACGACAUUGUACGAUAUAUAUGUUGUUGUGUUGGCGUGUU
This is a messenger RNA of Fomitopsis serialis, 5052 nucleotides long. RefSeq lists its product as uncharacterized. The coding region runs from base 125 to 4588 and encodes 1487 amino acids. Lineage: Eukaryota; Fungi; Basidiomycota; Agaricomycetes; Polyporales; Fomitopsidaceae. The transcript is spliced from 13 exons. Gene Ontology annotation, molecular function: zinc ion binding. The record is from RefSeq and is a predicted model, not a curated record.